Messenger RNA from Schistosoma mattheei, 1950 nucleotides. The record is from the annotation of a GenBank genome assembly. Lineage: Eukaryota; Metazoa; Platyhelminthes; Trematoda; Strigeidida; Schistosomatidae.
AUGGAAAGCAGAUUAGUUGAAGACUUUCAACAUAAUACGUCUUUGCCACUGCCAACUGUACGUCAAAACUAUAGUUUGUAUUUACCGUUGUCUACUCGACCUGAUUCGACACCGAUGACAAGUUCUCUAAUCAGUGAUCCAACAUCUGCGGUAACUGAUUCUAAACAGGACACUCCACAAAUUUCACACAACAGACGUGAAACACCGGAAGGAUUUACCAUGCCACACAAUCCAGAAAUUAGCCCAAAUCAACUAAAUUUGACGAGUGAAUCAGAGACUUCAUUUUUGUCACUGGUUCCUAAUAAGUUAUUCGAUUUAACAACCCCAACAACCUCUCACUAUAUGCCAGCAGUAAAUAGCAGUGUAAGAAACGCGAAAUCCUCUAUCGACUUUUUAGAGGAUAUGAAUAAUGAAAUUUUAAUGUUAAAUCAAUCAAAAUGCCACACUCCAAUGGUAUUCAUUUCAAAAAAAGCAUCACCAUAUCCAUUAAUGGAAAAAAUUAUUUCUUCUAGUCAAACUGUGGGAUCUUUUGACAGAAAUCAACAAGGAGAUAAUUACGCUCAGUUAGAUGUAAUUUCCGAUAACCAUGAUGUUUUAAAAUGGGAUUAUGCUGGAGAUAUAGCUUCGAAUCAUUUAGGUGUUCCAAGAAUUAUUUCACACUCUAGUCUAUCUUGUCAUCCUGUUAAUUAUGUUGAUUAUGGGAACUAUGAUGUCAAUAUAACAAUGACAUGGCCUUCUUCUAGCCCACAUAUUUCUCCAUCUUCUGGAUAUGGUUAUGCGGUUCGUAGAAAAUAUAACUUCAAUACAAGAAAUAAUUCUAACAGAACUUGGAAUGAAUCAUCAAAGAUAAAAGGGUUUAAUGAAUUCUCUUCAAUGACAAUCAAUCAUGGUUCAUUUAUAUCUAGUCCAGAUCCUGAAGAUGAAAUACAUAAUUUAUCAUUAAAUAAUUCAAUGAAUCAAAUUAAUCAUUUGAUUGAUCAUUAUCAAUCAUCAUUGAAUGAUUUCAAUAUUGAUUUAUUUGAUCAAGAUCAUAUCAAAUCGAAUAUGAAUACAAAUAGUAGUGAAUUUAGUUUAAAUGAUGAAAAUGAUAAUGAGAAUAUAGAAAAAUUCAAUUUUAAUAAAAGUCAAUCAGUCAUUGAAUUACAUCAUCAUAUUGAUAUGAUUAAAACAAGAACUGGAAAGUAUUUCAGUCAUCAUCAUCAUAAUAAUAAUCUAUUACAUAAUAUAGAUCAGAAUAGUAAUCGAUCAAAUACAAUGAUAUCGAUGAAUAAUGAUUGGUUUAUCAAUGAAUUAUCAGAAUCAUAUAAUCAAUCAAUAAAAACAUUGAAAUCAAUCAAUAUCAAUAAUCAAUUGAUUACAAAUGAUGUAAUGAAUAAUGAUAAUAAGAAUAAUGAUAUAAAGGAUGAUCAUAAUGAGCAGGAAACUUUGGCGAAUUCUUCAGUGCACAGUAACUGUAGACUUGUGAAGGAAUUAGAUGAAAAUAAUAAUAAUGACGACGAAUUACAGUCACCUUUAGUGGAUAAUCAACAUGAUUUAUCUUCAUUACAAGCUACAUCUGCAUUGGAUACUAUAGAAACGGAUUCUUAUUUACACACAAAUAAUAAUAUACCUAAACAGGAAAUUUCCACAGUUCAACCGUCAACAUGUUCAAAAGACUUGUCUCAAUCACCUUUGAAUAAUUUUAAUGAACCAGAAGAAAUAUGCUAUAUUGUAGAUGGUGUACUUUCAUCAGCACAAGACACAAAUAAUUACUCAGCUAUUACCACAGUAACCCCAUUAAAUGAAAAUAUAUAUUAUCAAAAUGGUUUUGAUGCAGAAUCGGAAGGUUGUAGAAGUAGUGUUAUAAUGGAUGAAAAUUGCGGUAAACUUGUUGUUGUUUUUUCUGAUAAAAUGCUCGUUGUUAAACAUGCGAAACUAUUUAUUUAUGUGUAUUAUUUAUAUAAUAGUUGA